Molecule: messenger RNA, 1297 nt
Organism: Lobosporangium transversale
Lineage: Eukaryota; Fungi; Mortierellomycota; Mortierellomycetes; Mortierellales; Mortierellaceae
Product: NAD-dependent glycerol-3-phosphate dehydrogenase N-terminus-domain-containing protein
Exons: 5
Coding region: 195-1217 (340 amino acids)
Biological process (GO): glycerol-3-phosphate catabolic process; carbohydrate metabolic process
Cellular component (GO): nucleus; cytosol; glycerol-3-phosphate dehydrogenase (FAD) complex
Molecular function (GO): protein homodimerization activity; glycerol-3-phosphate dehydrogenase [NAD(P)+] activity; NAD binding
Source: RefSeq, a predicted model, not a curated record
AAGAGAUCUGAUCAGACGUAUAAAAAGGAACUCAUUACCUCUCACCAUUCAAUUCAAACACACUUCAUCUUUCAUUAACACUCAUUCACUCGUCCUCACUCUCGCUCUCACUCUCACCUUCAGUCUUGUCCUGUUCUUCUCCGGAAUCGAUUGCCUCCAACAUCAUCACAUAUACACAUAAAAAUAUAUACACUAUGACUGAGAAAGUAGCACUCAUCGGAUCUGGCAACUGGGGCUCUGCUGUCGCCAAAAUCAUUGGUCGUAAUGUUGUGCGAUUUGAUCACUUUGACAAUCAGGUCAAAAUGUGGGUCUUUGAAGAAAAAGUCAAUGGCCAGAACCUCACUGAAAUCAUCAACACCAAGCAUGAGAACGUCAAAUAUCUCCCUGGAAUUCAAUUGCCGGAAAAUAUUGUCGCUUGCCCUGAUUUGGUCGAGACUUGCCGCGAUGCUUCAAUGCUUGUUUUCGUUGUUCCUCAUCAGUUCGUUGCCAGCAUUUGCAAGCAGCUUAAAGGCAAGAUUCAACCAAACUGCAAAGCCAUCUCAUUAAUCAAGGGUAUUGAUGUCAACGAACAUGGAUUCCGAUUGAUCACAGACAUGAUUCAGGAGUCAUUGAACAUUCGUUCCUGCAUCCUCAGCGGAGCUAACAUUGCAAGCGAAGUUGCAGAGGAGCGCUUCUGUGAGACUACAAUCGGAUACAGAAACAGGUCCGACGGUGAAUUGUUCAAGGAGAUUUUCCAUACCCCUUCCUUCCGUGUCAACAUUGUUGAAGAUGUUGUCGGUGUUGAAUUGUGUGGUGCUCUCAAGAACAUCGUUGCAAUCGGUGGAGGAUUGGUCGAUGGCCUGAAGCUUGGUGAUAACACCAAGGCUGCGAUUAUCCGUAUCGGCCUGUAUGAAAUGCGCAAGUUCUCGCAAAUGUUUUACAAGGAUGUUAGGGACGAGACCUUCUUUGAAUCCUGCGGUGUUGCAGACUUGAUCACUACCUGUGCAGGAGGCCGUAACCGUAAAGUUGCUGAGGCUCAUGUCGUGACUGGCAAGUCAUUUGAUCAGUUGGAACAAGAGAUGUUGAACGGUCAAAAGCUCCAGGGAACUUCAACCGCCAAGGACAUGUACAACAUCUUGUCAAAGAAUAAUCUAUGCCAUGAAUUCCCUCUUAUGACCACAAUCUACAGGAUCUGUUAUGAGAACUUGCCUCCCAUUAGGAUUGUAGAGGACAUUUAAAAAACAAACCAAAAUUACAUUUUUUCCUUUUUCGCAAGAUAUUUUAGAUUCACUAAUUGCAAUAAAACAUUUUUACCCUA